Messenger RNA from Ctenopharyngodon idella (grass carp), 3533 nucleotides. It is a transcript of the gene stxbp4, whose product is annotated as syntaxin binding protein 4. Gene Ontology annotation, biological process: regulation of insulin secretion involved in cellular response to glucose stimulus; insulin receptor signaling pathway. Lineage: Eukaryota; Metazoa; Chordata; Actinopteri; Cypriniformes; Xenocyprididae. Gene Ontology annotation, molecular function: syntaxin binding. The transcript has 24 exons. Gene Ontology annotation, cellular component: cytoplasmic vesicle. Bases 143 to 2512 code for a protein of 789 amino acids. The record is from RefSeq and is a predicted model, not a curated record.
AUUCAAGUUCCCCGGGUACAGGGCGCUACUGCUACAGUUCCGGUGGGUUCUGCAGAAACUGGAAAACUGACUGACGCCGCCUCGAUUGAGUUUUACAUAGACUGAACAGUACUAGUCAUUCAGUAUCCCUGCAUCAGAAAUCAUGCAGUCAGACUCACGUCCCCUCGUUCCACAUCACAGCCCGGUGUCAAGUUUUGAGCCUUCCUGCCUCGGGAGAGGCAGAAUCAUCAUCAGCUGUGACAGCGCAGAGAGAGUUGCUUGUGGACCUGCAAUGGCACUGCUCCCAGUGGAGGCAGAACACUUUGACGGGCUAUCACUCCUCUACUGGACAAUAAUGGGGCCCCAUGGCAUCAACCGUGCUGUUGAGAGACUAGACUUCACAGACUGUAAAAAAGGACUUGGCGUGAAGAUUAUUGGGGGCUACAGGGAACAGAGCGGUGAAGAGUUUGGUAUUUUCAUUAAACGGGUUUUGCCAGGUGGUGUGGCGGCACAGGACGGGCGUCUUCGAGCAGGGGACCUCAUUUUAGAUGUUAACAACAUGAAUUUAGGAGGUGUUACAAAUGAAAAGGCAGUGGAGGUUCUUCGCAUGGCAUCAUCUUCAAAUCACAUGUCUUUACUGAUAGUACGUGACGACGCUUCCAGGAGGGAAUUUGCUGAACUAAUGGAAAAAUAUGGCUCGAGCAAUAGCACCAGUUCUGGAUCAGACAUCUCUGUUUCCACAGGAAAGAUGACCGACACUGCCUCCUCCUCCUCAUCUUCCAGGUCAACCAGUCCUCUACUUCUGAGCCCUAAAGAUCCAAACCCAGUAUACACCACUGCCUGCAUUACCUCCCCAUCUCCACAAGUCUGCACAGACUGCAUGAUUCAGUUGAUAUGUGUUGCCAAAGGGACAGGAUUAGGCUUGGUCAUCAGGGGCGGAGCUAACCGUGCAGAGGGGCCAAUGGUGUUCGUUCAGGAAAUAAUGCAAGGAGGCGACUGCCAAAAAGAUGGGAGACUAAAGGCCGGGGACCAGCUCAUAUCCAUCAAUAAGGAGUCACUCAUUGGAGUAACGCAUGAAGAAGCCAAAAGCAUACUCACUCGAACAAAACUCAGACCAGACCCUACAGUAGAGAUAGCCUUUAUCAGACGAAGGUCUUCGUCAGGCUCCAGCAGUGGACCCCACAGCCCCAUCUCCCUUCAACCUCCCUGCAGUACAGCCCCCCAACUCAGGCCCGCUGGAAUGGGGGGAGCAACUCUACCUGGAGGCCUCGUUCCCAAGAUAGCCAACAGCCCCAACUCUGGAAGUGAGACGUUGCCUUCUGUAGAACUUACUAAGGUACGACCAGCAACAGUAAAGCCUAUUCUCACCCCAAUGUCCUCAACUGAGAGUGCCUGCACCACAGUGGCCAACUCUGAUGCAACCGCUGCCUGUAAUCCCAGCAAUACCUGCAGACCCUCAAAGCCUCCAUCCUCAAUUCCCAGCUUCGAACUCAAGCCCGAGAAAAUGGAGCAGGCACUGGAGGUGCUGGGAUUGAAGCCUACUGACUCUCAGGUCCUGACUCUGAGAGAAAGACUGCGUUUGAACCCAGGAGGGACAGUGGCUUAUGGCGAUUUUGAGAGAGUGGCAAAGGAACUCUUCAAACUACCGUCCAAGUCUGACUCGGAACAGGAAGUAGCGAGAUUGACAUCAGAUGAUCUUUCUGAGUCUCCAUCAAACCCUACGCCAUCGUUAUCAGACUCUGAUGAUCUGGAUGAGAUGGAGAGACUAAGAAAAGACCACAUUGAGGCCUUGAGAGAGCUCAAGAGAAUGCAGGAUAAGCUUGCAGAAUCCGAGAGCCUUAAUCAUAAGAUGCUGCAGGAACUGACAAAAGUUAAACAGGAAGCAAAAUCUGCAAUGGAGGAGAGCCGAUCCCUGCGGACCCGGAUCCAUCUGGCAGAAGCAGCUCAGAAACAGGCCCGAGGAAUGGAGAUGGACUACGAGGAGGUUAUCCACCUCCUGGAGGCUGAGAUCGCUGAAAUGAAGUCUCAGAAAGCUGAGCAACCCGGCUGGGGCAAGGAUGAUCUACAAGAUCUGAGAAAAAGGAUUUCUGUACUUGAAUGCCAGCUACGGAAGAGUGAAACUGUAAAGAAGGAUUUUGAAACCACUACGGGUAAACUUCUGCAGUUUGUGGAGGCUGUCCAAGGCUUCCUCUCUGAAAACCAAAGCGGUCCAAGCGGCUAUAGUUCUCCUGGCGAUCCAAAGUUAGCCACACAGUCUCAGACCGUGGCAUCCCGAAGUGGGAAGAAACCACCCUGGACAGCAUCUGCUCUUGCUGUGGAAGCUAAAGAACUAACUCAUGCUGUCAGAAGCAUUCUAGAGCUAGACUGUUUACCUUAUGGCUGGGAUGAGGCGUUCACUGCAGAUGGAGUGAAGUACUACAUAAAUCAUGAAACUCAGACGACAUCAUGGACGCAUCCUGUAAUGAGAUCUUUGGGUCUGUCAGAACCAAGAACGAAUGACCAAACCCUGAACUCUCCGGAAUCCACAGCCUAGACUGAUAUGAAACAAAGUUAUAUGUGCAUUAUAAAAAAUGACAAUCAGAUAAAAAUCUCCACAUUCAUUAAAUGAAUCUACAGACCCCCACACAUGACAUGCAGACAAAAUAUAUAUACAGGUAUAUAUAUAUCGUGGCCACAAAUUAAGAAUUCAUUCCAUGAUAUACAUAUUUUUUUUGUCCGCACAUCAUGAGCAGGGCUCCGUAUUAAUCUGACUUUCAACAUUAGCUGUUAAACUGAUAUUGAAAUAGCAAAUACUCCAGAGCUCUUUGAUGGUUUGAGAGUUUUUAAGUGUUUUUGUGUCUGUCCACUGUUUUUCUGACAUUUUAGGAAUUUCCCCUCAUGUUAUACUCUAUUCUGUACCUUGACAAAAACAAUGGACAGACCCAAUCUGUUUUUGGACUUUCAGAAAAAGUCAAACAUAAUUGCACUUGUUUGAAGUCAAAGGACAUGGUCUCUUCGGUGAAGCAGGAACUUUGGAGGAACACAGUGAGUUAAUCAGGAUGGACUGUUUCUGUGAUGUUCGUUCAGUUUGGCUUGUGUUUGCUGCUACUUUGAUCCACUAUUUGAAAGCAUUUGUUCAUACAGUAGAUUUGUUGAAACAGGAAUUUGUUUUCUUGUUCAAACUUCCUCGAACCAGCUCUGCGACAGUUCUUCGGGAAUCAUUGCACGGUUCGCUAUAAUUGUUCUCCAUAUAAAGAUGCAUUUUAAUUCUGCUGUUAUCCUUAGUGGACUUUCCAGCUAUUAUACAUAUAACUGUGAAAGUGUCUUCUCUUGCAUGUGCAAUUAGUUCUGCGCUUCCAUUAGAAAUGUGAGUUUAACGUACCCUAAGCCUUAUGUGUACAAUUUCUUGGAAUAUGACACAACAUGGCGCAUUUGCUUUGUUGUGAAUUCACUCUGCCUAACAGCGUAAAUUUAGCCUCAGAGAUCUCUUUACGGUAGAUCAUGAAGAGUUAUGUUUUUCCUUUAAUGUGUGAAUACUUUUGUGGUUGUAUUAAAGAUCAACUGAUAAAAACCUA